This is a messenger RNA of Lycium barbarum (goji berry), 813 nucleotides long. RefSeq lists its product as uncharacterized. Lineage: Eukaryota; Viridiplantae; Streptophyta; Magnoliopsida; Solanales; Solanaceae. The record is from RefSeq and is a predicted model, not a curated record. The coding region runs from base 1 to 813 and encodes 270 amino acids. The transcript has 2 exons.
AUGUGCACUGUUAGGUGUCUUAUAGCUUUUGCUGUCAAGAAACAGUGGUCCCUAUUUCAAUUAGAUGUUAAUAAUGCAUUCCUCCAUGGUGACCUAGAUGAAGAGGCUUCUAGGCAAUGGUAUGCUAAGCUGUCACAAACUCUUUGUUCUAGAGGUUAUACCCACUCCCUUAAUGAUUACUCACUUUUAGUCAAAAUAUCUGAUCACUCCUUUGUCUUCCUUGCUGUGUAUGUUGAUGACAUCAUCCUUACUGGGGAUGAUUUGGAUGAAAUUUCUGCUUUGCAAUUUUUUCUAUAUGAUCAGUUUAAAAUCAAGGAUUUGGGUUUGUUACAUUAUUUUCUGGGUGUUGAGGUGCUCUACCAUGAUUUUGGGGUAUUGUUACACCAAAAGAAGUUCAUUUCUGAUUUGUUGGGUGAAUUCCAUUGUACUGAUGUUUCCCCAGUAACUUCCCCUUUGGCCUUGACUAUCAAGCUGCAUGCUUCUUUGGGUGAUCUGCUUCCUAAACCUGAUGCUUAUAGGUGUCCCAUUGGUAAGCUCACCUUCCUAACCCACACUCGACCCGAUCUUUGUUUUGUUGUUCAAAAUCUUAGCCAGUUCCUCCACACUCCCAGAGUCCCUCAUAUGGAUGCUGCUCUGCAUGUUUUAAGAUACUUGAAGGGUACUUCUGAGAUUGGUGUCCACUUAAAUAACUCCCCUACUAUGUCCUUGGUUGGUUGCUGUGAUAGUGAUUGGGCAGCCUGCCCUAAUUCUAAGCACUUCGUCACUGGUUUUUGUGUUUUCUUGGGUAAUAGUCUCUGUUACGCCCUAUUUUGA